AUGCAGGCCACCAAGAUGCGUACUCCGUUUGCCAUUCAGGAGAUCCUGGGACUGGGCGCCUAUCAGCAGCAGGGCAGUGCCAGUGCCACGCCCUCGGAGGCGCCGCCCUCGCCGGCCGCCACGCCCCCGCCCACAGCGAGUGCGCCCGCAAAUGGCUCGCUAUCCGCCGGACAGCAGCAACAGCAACAGCAGCAGCAGCAACAACAGCAACAGCUGCAGCAGCAACAACAGCAGGCGAUCGACAGCCUCCGCGAAUCCAGAUCCAUAUCGCCGGACGUCUCCAGACUCUCGGCCGCUGCAGCAGCGGCAGCGGCGGCUGCCGCCCACUGCCAACUGCCCGUCUUCAAUCCGGCCAACUUCUAUGCCGCCGCCGGCUAUGCCGCUGCAGCGGAUCCGGGCAACGCGGCCGCCGCCCACCACCACCACAUGACCACCCUGGCGGCGGCCGCCUAUCUCCGGGGAUUCCUGCCGCCCGGAUUCAGCACGCCCCACGAGUUCCGUGGCCACUUCCAGCAGCACUUCGGCGCUCAGUUUGCAGAACAAGCGGCCGCUCGUGGUCAGGAGUACGCCAGCAGCUUGGCCAACGCCAGUGGAGAUGAGCAGUCGCCCAGCAAAAAUAGCAGUUCAUCGGGCAACGGCGGAUCCGGCGGAUCGGGAUCGGGAUCCGGGGGCGGCAACCCGACCUCCAAUGGCCUGGGACACCUGGGCUCGCCAACGGCCAGCAAUGGUGGAUCCGGCGGAGGAGCCGGCGUGGGUGGUUCAGGAGGAGGAUCGGGCACGUCGGGCAGCAGCUCCUCGACAUCUGGAAACGGCGGGAACGGCGGCAGCUCCGGCAGUCGCUCCUCGCCCGCUGGUGCGCAUCACUCGGCCGCUCUGGCCGCCCAUCAGCAUGCAGCGGCUGCUGCGGCCGCCGCUCAUCAUCAUGCCGCUGCCGCUGCCGCCGCCCAUCAUGCCCACCACGCCCACGCUCAGGCGCACGCCCAUGCUCAUGCCCAUGUCCACGCCCAUGCCGCUCACGCCGCCCAUGCCGCCCACGCCCAUGCCCAUCAUGCCGAGGCGUUUCUGGGAGCAGCGGGCGGAGCUGGUGGCAAUCCCAACAGCCUGCUGGCCGCCCACGGUGCCGAUGUCCUUGUGGGUCCUGGCGGCACCGGUCCCGGCGGCAAGAAGAAGAACAAGCGGCGCCACGGACGCACGAUCUUCACCAGCAGCCAGCUGGAGGAGCUGGAGAAGGCCUUCAAGGAGGCACACUACCCGGACGUGAGUGCGCGGGAGCUGCUGUCCAUGAAAACUGGCCUCGCCGAGGAUCGCAUUCAGGUGUGGUACCAGAAUCGACGGGCCAAGUGGCGCAAGACGGAAAAGUGCUGGGGCCACAGCACCAAGAUGGCCGAGUAUGGAUUGUAUGGAGCGAUGGUGAGGCACUCGCUGCCGCUGCCGGAGACGAUCAUCAAGUCGGCCAAGGAGGACGAGUCGGUGGCGCCGUGGCUGCUGGGCAUGCACAAGAAGUCGCUGGAGGCCGCCGAGCUGCUCAAGAGCGACGAGAGUGACCGGGAGACGCCCACCUCGGAUGACACGAACACCAGCUACUCGGCGGGCAGCACCCACAAUUCACCGAUCUCCAGUUUCUCGAUCUCGCGUCUCCUCUUCGACGCACCACCGCCGGCGGCGGGUUCCGCUGGUGGCAAGGGACACCACCACCAUCAUCAUCAUCACCACAAGGGCCACCAUCAUGCCCACGUUCAUGCCCAGGCGCAGGCGCACGCCCACAUGCUGCUGCACCAUCAGCAGCAACAGCAGCAGCAGCAGCAACACCACCACCACCACUUGCACGCGGCAGAGAGCUCCUUGCAGCAGCAGCAGCAGCAGCAAGUUGCAGGUUCGGGCUCGGGUUCUGGAUCCGGUUCGGGGUCGGGAUCGGGAGCGGGUGCGGGUUCGGGAUCGGCUGGUCCACCGGCACAUCACCCGUACAACCAGCAGCAGCACCUGCACCACCUGCAGCAACUGCAGCAGCAGCAGCAGCAACAACAGCAGGCGGCGCAGCAGCAGCAUCACCACCACCAGCACCACCAUGCGGUGCACCACAUGCACCACCACAAUGCCGCUGCCGGUUACGCCGAGGCAGCGGUGGCUGCUGCAGCGGCCGCAGCAGCUGUUGCUGCAGCAGCGAACGCGCGGAAUGCAGCGGCCGCCGCAGCCGUGGCAGUGGCAUCCGCGUCCGCCUCCGCAGCCGUGACCAUUGCGGAAUCGGAGGCGGAGGAGGAGCAGGACGACAUCGAGGACAUGGACCUGGACAAGGACUGUGAGGUGGAGGAGGAUGUGGAGCCCGUGGACAACGAUACCAACACCAACAACGAGCACGACAACGACAACGACAACGACAACGAUGGCGAUGUGGACGCGGAUGUGGACGCAGACGUGGACGCGGAUGUGGAUGCGGAUGCGGACGCCGAUCCCGAGAUAGACAUCUGCGAUGACCACGACGAGGAGAUGCGUCUGCAGGAGCAGCUGCUGCUGAAAGUGAAGCAGGAGCAGGCGCAUCUGGGACCCAGAUGA
Drosophila teissieri is the source of this 2550-nucleotide messenger RNA. RefSeq names its product box A-binding factor (gene Vsx1). Lineage: Eukaryota; Metazoa; Arthropoda; Insecta; Diptera; Drosophilidae. Gene Ontology annotation, cellular component: nucleus. Gene Ontology annotation, molecular function: sequence-specific double-stranded DNA binding; DNA-binding transcription factor activity, RNA polymerase II-specific. The transcript has 3 exons. The record is from RefSeq and is a predicted model, not a curated record. Gene Ontology annotation, biological process: regulation of transcription by RNA polymerase II. Bases 1 to 2550 code for a protein of 849 amino acids.